AUGCUAUUCGGAGUCGCAGAUGUUAAACUCGCGGUCGAUACAAUCAAAAUCGAACCAACAACGACAACAAUAACAAUAACAACAAUACUCUCUCUCCCCUCCUCAUCCUGCCUCUUCGUCCUCUUCGGCUGCAUAUUCUUCUGCUCAUUUUUCUCCUUCGUCAUCUUCUCCUCCAUCUCCCUCCCGUCGCCCGCCUCGUUGUCACCAGACUGGCAGGGUGAGCGCGCUCACUCUGGCAGCCUGGAAUGUUCGUUCCCUUUUAGACAAUCCGAGGAGCAACCGACCGGAGCGGAGGACGGCGCUAGUGGCACGAGAACUGGCGCGCUACAAGGUGGACAUCGCCGCACUCAGCAAGACCCGUUUCUCCGAACAAGGCCAACUGGAGGAGGUGGGUGCCGGCUACACCUUCUUCUGGAGCGGUCGACCCAGGGCAAAGCGACGGGACGCGGGUGUCGCCUUCGCCAUUCGGAACGACAUCGUGGGACGACUGCCCUGUUUGCCGCAGGGCAUCAACGAUCGCCUGAUGAGCCUCCGCCUGCCUCUCCGGCGAGGAGGCAAAUUCGCCACCAUCAUCAGCGCCUACGCUCCGACGAUGACCAACCCCGACGCCGUCAGUGACAAAUUCUACGAGGACCUGCACGCCCUCUUGGCGACUGUGUCGAAGGCGGACAAGUUGAUUGUCCUUGGUGACUUCAACGCCCGCGUCGGCACAGACCACACUGCCUGGAGAGGAGUGCUGGGUCCCCACGGUCUCCGCGGCUCAAACGACAAUGGCCUGCUGCUUCUCCGCACCUGCGCAGAACACCGCCUCAUCCUGACGAACACGUUCUUUUGUCUGCCGGAGCGAGAGAAGGCCACCUGGAGGCAUUCUCGGUCGCGCCAGUGGCACCUGCGGGACUAUGUCCUCGUCCGGAGGCGAGAUCAGCGGACGUGCUGGUGACGAAGGCGAUCGCGGGUGCUGACGGGUGGACCGACCAUCGCCUCGUCAUCUCGAAGAUGCGUAUGCGCUUACAGCCUCGCAGGAGACCACAAGGUAAGCGACCCCCAGGUAAGCUGAAUGUUGCCUUGUUGCCUUUGCCCGCUCACCAUUUUCAUUUCAGCAAUGAGCUAGCUCAACGGCUAGACAACCUUCCAAUCGCUGCCGCCGACGACGUCGCCGCCACUGCAGAGAAAGCCUCCAUGGAGAAACGCUGGUGCCAACUGCGAGACACGGUCCAGUCGACGGCGCUCGCCGUCCUCGGUCGCGCUACCCGCCAAUACCAGGACUGGUUCGACGACAACGACGCCGCCAUCAGAAAUCUGCUCGCCGAGGAAAACCGCCUCCACAAAGCCUACGUAGACCAUCCCGCUGAUGCCAACAGAUCUGCUUUCUACCGCAGUCGCCGCCACCUUCAGCAACGACUGCGCGAGAUGCAGGACGUCUGGACGGCUUGCAAAGCUGAGGAUAUCCAAGGGUACGCGGACUACAACAAAUGGAAGAAUUUCUUCUCCGCGAUCAAAACUGUCUACGAUCCGCCAACGAAAGUCACUGAUACUCUCCCCAGCGCCGAUGGCAGUACCCUCCUGACACAAAUUCUACUGCAAUGGGCUGAGCAUUCCCGAGGCGUCUUUAACCGCUCCUCCGCCAUCUCCGACGCCGCCAUAACCCGCUUGCCGCAAGUGGAGACAAACGUGGACCUCGAACUCCCGCCCUCUCUCCACGAAACCAUCAGGGUCGUGCAGCAACUCUCCAUUGGGAAAGAACCCGGAACGCCCGCGACCCCUGCUGAGGUCUACAAGCACGGUGGCCCCCAACUCAUGAAUCACCUGAAUGCGAUUUUCCAGGCGAUGUGGCAUCAAGGUGAAGUCCCGCAAAAUUUCAAAGACGCAACAAUCGUGCAUCUAUACAAGCGAAAAGGGAACCGCCAACUUUGCGACAAUCACCGCGGCAUCUCCUUGCUGAACAUCGCCGGGAAGACCUUGACUCGCUUCCUCCUCAACCGUCUGAACAAUUAUCUAGAAAAGGGCAUCCUACCGGAAAGUCAGUGUGGUUUCCGUCGUCAUCGCGGGAUCACAGGUAUGAGCUUCGCCGCUCUUUAGCUAAAGGAGAAGUGUCAGGAGAUGCGGACCCACCUGAACGCAACCUUCGGUGACCUGACGAAAGCCUUUGACACGCUAAAUCGUGAAGGACGGUGGAAGAUCAUGCAGAAAUUCGGCUGUCCCGAGCGAUUCAUUCAGAUUGUACGGUAGCUGCGAAACGGCAUGAUGGCGCGAGUCACGGAAAGCGGAGCUGUCUUUGACAUGCUGACGGACGCCUACCGCAAUGAACGCCCCGGGAUCCGCAUCGCCUACAGGACGGUCACUUUCUCAAUCAACGGCGGAUGCACUUCCAAUCGCGCGUAUCCACGACCACCGUUCACGAGCUUCUCUUCGUCGAAGAUUGCGCCCUGAACACCACCUCUGAAGAGUAGAUGCAACGGAGCAUGGACCCAUUCUACGCCGCCUGCGAGAACAUCGGUUUGAUCAUCAACACGCAGAAGACGGUGGUCAUGCAUUUACCGCCACCCAACAGAGCUACUUCUCCCAACGCGCCGUAAAUCAGCGUGAACGUAACUUAGCUGCAAGUGGUGGAGAACUUCCCGUACCUGUGCUGUACCCUCUCCCGCAGCACGAAAAUCGACGAAGAAGUCGCCCACCAGAUUUCGAAGGCCAGUCAAGCCCUCGCUCGCCUUCAAAUCACAGUUUGGAAUCGUCUUGGUGUCCAACUUAGCAUGAAUCUGAAGAUGUACAAGGCCGUCAUCCUCUCGACGCUGUUGUUCGGAUCUAAGACUUAGACGGUUUACACGAAGUAGGCACGCCAACGCAAUCGCUUCCACCCAGCUGUCUUCGCUGCAUACUGAAGCUAAGGUUGCAAGACCGAAUCCCCGACGCUGAUUUACUGGAACGGACGGGGAUCCUCAACAUCUACACCGUGUUGAGACAACCGCAGCUACGAUGAAGCGGCCAUCUCAUGCGGAUGGACGACGAUCAACUACCCAAGCCGGAGAAGUCGCCACGAGUUCCCGCAGCCAAUGAGGUCAAAUUCAUCGACACAAGGAUACUCUGAAGUCCUCCCUAAAUCGUCUGCAAAUCAAUUUGACCAACUGGGAAGAUAUCGCCUGGGACCGACCGACCUGGAGUAGGACAGUGAAGACAGGCUCCGCGAUCUACGAAGCCGACCUCAUCGCGCCGCAAAUUCAAACUUAAAGCACACUAGUUUCGGCUGCGUCCACCCCGCAAUGCCAACGCACAGCCGCCUCCAACGUGUCCACGGUGUCAACUGACAUUCCGGGCACGAAUUGGACUUGUUGGACACCUUCAGAUCAACUGCGCCACUAACCGUCGUUCCUCUGUCCAACUCCUCGACAAUGCCAACUAACUCUGACCGCUCUCCUGAACGAGCAUUUCCGCCCUCCUGUUGCUGCUGAUGCUGCUGCUCCUCCUCCUGCCCAUCGUCCUCCUCCUCCUUCGCUGCUCUAACGCCUGCCGUUGUGACGCCUGCCACGCACCUCAACAGUGCAUACAAUCCUGUCAUAUCCUCAAACAUCAAUACCACCCCCGUCGACACCAGAGUUGAGCGCCAGGAUUACACCAGUCCUUAUUGUAACCGCACAUUCGCCCCACGCAUCGGCAUAGUCGGUCACUCGCGAAUCCAUCGCAAGGAGACUGGCGAACCAGUGCCUGAAGCACCUACCUACACCAGCUGCAUCCGCCUCUACUGCCCACACUGUCCUCGCACAUUCAUGCACCGCAUGAGCCUAUUCGGCCACAUGCGCAUUCACGAAAACCUGCGGUUGACAACCGUCGGCUGCACCACACCAUCACACCCUCUCUCACCACCAUCUCCCCACACAUCAAAAUCACCCACCGCAAGCAUCCAACUGCCACCUCCGACGCAAGUGGGAAGUGUGCCUUUCUACUCGGUUUCCGUGCGGCUCCUGAUGCGCGGGUGACUCGCGUCUCAGUCUAUCCCGACGCGCCAAGCGCCGUGGAUAGGAAGUCUGCUGAUUGACGCCCGCACUCGGCUUACGCAGUCCGUCCAGUUGUGCGUGUUUAUGUGGAGUGGCGGACUGGUAGGCUGGGUGACAAGUUGAAACAGCACCUUCCACGGCCCUCUCACGCAUAUGAGAUGUACGUCGCUCAACCCUCGUUGAGUGAAAUUCUCGUGUGUGUGUGUGUCUGGAGGGCCAGGUCGUGCAUGUGGCGCGUGCAGACAUGGACACCAGACCAUGCCAGCCACCGAGCCCAUUCCCCGCCCCAGUCUGCUGACCGGCCCGGACAGUGGCUGAGGCAUGGGAAUAGGAAGGAAGAGUGAGGUCGACGACUCAGUACAAAUUCCACACUAUAAACAAUCUGACGAGCUUGGAGCUAUCACGAUGCGCUAAAAGCCGUGGCUUUAAAGGUUGUCAACUGACGGAAUAACAUGGACCUCGCAGUCAGUCCAAUGUUGUGUGUGUAUGUGUAUGUGGAGUGGUCGGCUGGCGGUCUGGGAGUCAGCAUUCAAUGGCUCCUUCUUUACAUGCGCUCUAUGGCGCUCCCACUAUGUGGAUUUCGAGCCGAGCGCUGGCGGCACGCCUAGGUGCUGCUUCGGCCGUGCCAGCCUCCACUCACUUCGUGAUGGUCAAAAACCUGGCCAACUCCCGUGGGGACCAGCGGGUGCGGAGUGGAGCGUCAAGGUGCGAAUACGUCCGAGCCAUCCACCUGCGACCUUCGCCGUCUCCGGUCUUCUUGACUAUGUCUUCACACCGGGCUCAGGUGGGGUAGGAGGAUAGAGUGUUGUAAGCACAGCGCAGGUCUACUGAGACUACAGUAGGUGAGCUUACUCACGAAAUGUCAAUCGAAAUUCCGAAAUGCGUUUUCAUUUCGAAAAUAUUAAUUAAGUAGUGUUGUAAAACUAGUCAGUCUGCAACAUAUUUCUAUAAUAUUUUAGUUACCUCAGGGUUCCGGCUUUCGAAAGAAAGUCCUUCCGGCUGCAUUCAAAAGCAACACUCUGUAAAAAUGUCUACUUUUAUAGCAUGAAUUUUUCUGAUUCAUUUUCGGCGCCCCUAAAUGUCCAAUUUUAUCUCAUGGAAAGCAUUUUAAAAAAUAUUCGUUCUUUUGCUCAUUCUGUAGAUACUUACGUUUUCUUCUGAUUUUAUGCUCUAAAAAGGGACAUAAUUCGAUUUUUAAAAUGUUUGUAAUUGUGGGACUUCUACAUACCGUGAAAUGGCCGUUCAUAAAUUGCCACUUCUCUGCAGUUAACCAAAGUGGCUUAUAAAGCUAACAAUAUGGCUUAAAGUUACUGCUAAAUUUUAUGAACGCUAUAUGGACUCCCUUUAUUACCGUAGACCAUUGUAUGGUUUUUCGUACGCGGAAAAUACCUGGCUUGUUAUUCGGAAACCCUGAAUCCAAGUGUGACGGUACAGCGAGUUCAAAAUUAUUCGGGGAUUGAACAAGUUUUUUAAAACUAAAUUAUACCCUUCUUUUAAGUAUACGAUUGGAAGGAGACGUAAUUGUCUACAGAAUGAACAAAAGAAUGAAUAUUUUGCGCAUAUUUUCCCCGAAAUAUAAUCGGACUUUUAGGGGCAUCGAAAAUCAAUGAGAAAAAUUCAUGCUACAUACGUAGUCAUUUUUUCCAGAAUAUAAUUUUUGGCUGCGGCCUGAAAGAAAUUCAGUCGAAAGCCGGCAUCAACGGAUAACUUGAAUAUUAUAGAAUUAUUUUGAAGGCUGACUAGUUUUACAACCCUUCUUAAUUAAUCUUUACGGAACGAGAACGCACUUAAGCAUUUUGGUUGACAUUUCAUGGGUUAGCCCACUUACCGUAUAAACCCCGCGCAAGUCACCGUCCCUUCCCCACCCUGCUGUGGAGCACACGGUGGACAUCGUCGAAACCGGCUGUCGAAGUCUCAGUGAGUGUAUGCUUCCACAGCCGGUAGUUCCAGGACUUAUCUACAAGCAUAACCUACUAUAGAGAGAAACAGAGAGAGAGAUGUAAAGAACAAAAGGCGAUUCUCUAGGGGUCCCAGACCAUCUUAUUCCUUUUUUGCACUUAACAAAACUCGUGGCCUUUAAUAGAAUUCUACAGUCGUCUUGGAUGACAAACAGCCCUGGUUAGAGUUAGCGUUGCUUCGCCCCCAGCAAGGAAGGGACCUAGGAAAGGGUGCUACAAAUAAUUACUGUUAAAGCACGCCACCGUCAACAUCAGGAAGGGAAGCUGUGAGCGCCUGAGCUUAAGUUGAAAAAAGACAACAAACAACAACCACUGUCUCUAUUUCCGUAUUCCUUCACAGGCUACCAGAGUGGCAAUGUUCAGUGUGGAGAUCUGGAAGGCUUGCUCAUUUCUAUAAGACGUACUGAUAGCUGAAUAGCGAAAUGAAUUCCCGCGCCCACCCGUAAUACGAUUCGACAGCUCUUUUUUACACUGGCCUCACGUUUACUGGGAUCAGUCUGCGUUCUUUGAGGUUUCAGACUCUGAACAUGCUUCUCUCAUGGGACAGCCUUCCUAGCAUUCGCAUAACUAUUGUGCGCGACCUCUUUCAGAUCGACUGCAAGUUUUUACACUCUGCCUAUGGCAGUUCAACCGUGGUGGUCCGCCGUGUGCUCCAAAACAAGGUAAGAGCAUGCACGGUGACUUGUAUGUGAACUACUUUAUAGCGAAAGUGGACUUCGAUAACAUCUAAUGCACUAUCUCCUCCCCAGCCGACCCUGGUGUCAAGACAUAGUCAAGACCACAGGUAGAGGAAAACGCAAGUGGCUGGCACAGCCGGGCCCUCACCUUGGCGCAACACCACACCCCGUCGUCCGCAGCAAACACUUGGGCAGUAUUUUAGCCAAACAAAAACGGAUAGCACAAGUUGCUGGACAAUCGUACACAAGGCGUGUAUACUCAACGGAAACGCAUCUACGGCAGGAAGCCAGAUGUCAGGGAACUGCCAGUGUACACCAGGCUACGAAGGCCAUGGUUUCCUGAAUCAUGAUAUGGCAGAUACGCACAAUCCUUGAAAUCCAGGAGGGUAAGAUGCACACGUUCUCACACUUGUCAUUUUAAGUCCUGUCUUCUAAAGGCCGUUCGGUGAGUUUGCUCGUAAAUAUUUCACUUAGCACUCAGCUAACAUAUACCUACCUGGAAAAAGAUGAUGCGACAAACUGCCUUGAAAAAAGUGUGUUUACUCAGCCACAAGAGUGACUGCGACAUAUGGUCGCUGAGACCCUCUUUUCAAGUGGGGACAUUAACAUCUAAUGGGUGAUUUAAUUAAGGUGUCCAGCAAUCUUGUGCAGUGACAUUACUCGAAGUUGUUGUUGUCGGUGUUGUUUUUGUUGAUGAUGAUGAAGAAGAAGAAGAAGAAGAAGAAGAAGAAGAAGAAGAAGAAGAUGAUGAUGAUGAUGAUGAUGAUGAUGAUGAUGAUGAUGAUGAUGAUGAUGAUGAUGAUGAUGAUGAUGACAAUUUUCGUCGUAGUCAUGGUCGUGGUCAAGUAGGGAGAAACAGUCAUGUUCUCAGUCUGCUGGCUAGUAAGUUUAACGUCUCACUGUAA
This is a messenger RNA of Spirometra erinaceieuropaei, 7529 nucleotides long. The record is from the annotation of a GenBank genome assembly. Lineage: Eukaryota; Metazoa; Platyhelminthes; Cestoda; Diphyllobothriidea; Diphyllobothriidae.